Messenger RNA from Amphibalanus amphitrite, 498 nucleotides. RefSeq lists its product as uncharacterized. The coding region runs from base 1 to 498 and encodes 165 amino acids. The transcript has 3 exons. Lineage: Eukaryota; Metazoa; Arthropoda; Thecostraca; Balanomorpha; Balanidae. The record is from RefSeq and is a predicted model, not a curated record.
AUGGCUCUGGAAGGUCGCACCCCGUCCCGCUCAGAGAUGCUCUGGUACAACCGCACCACGGCUCUGCUCCUGCGCGUGUUGGUACGACACAUCUCCGACCGAAAACUUAGCUCCGGAGACGUCAGUAGCCCGUUUCUGGCGUACAUUAACAUUAUGCGCGCCGUGGAGCACCUGGGUCUGCUGCUGACACUGGGACUGCGGUACCUCUCCGCCGGCACGUCGCCGCUGCUAGUCACCCAGACGGCCCUCUCCGACACUCUGUUCUGGGAGUACAUCGGCAACACGCGCACGUUCGCCUCCGGCAUCGCCGACGACAUGAGUGACAUCCUUGAGGAGGGCGACGGCAUGGGCACCUUCAUGGUCGUGAGGGACGGCAUAAUCAACGACGUGCCUCGAGCGUCCCUGAAUGUCAGCGCCACAGAUUUCUUCCACAACAACAGCCGCCUGCUGAACCGACUGCAGCAAGUGCAACUGCAGCUCAAGGAGAACAUCGAGUAA